AUGGCAGCCUGCGCGUCGUCCCUCGCGUCCUCCACCGCAUUUCAAGGCGUCUCCGUGCCGCGAGCCGUUCCUCUCGCCGGAGAAGGCGGCUUCCCCCACUCCGUCCUUCGACGCGCAGAGUCUCUCCCCGCACGGGGGUACCGAGCGGUGAGCGUCCGCGCGGCGUCGCGCGCGGAAGGAAGCGAGGGCAGCGCGGCGCAAAAUGGCGCGCGCGGGGCGGCGGAACAUCCUCUCCACGCGAAGCUCCUCUCCCGCCGCAGGCUCUUCGCCCUCGCGGGGCCUUUCGCGCUCGCGCUCGCCGGUUUUCCGCGGAUCGCCCGCGCGGAGGGAGAAGGUGCUGACGUGGCAGUGCUGGAAGCUCCUGCUGAUGUGGCUGUGCUGGAUGCGCCUGCUGACGUCAUUGCGGAAGCUGCGCCGGCUGCUGAGCCCGCCAUUGUGGAGCCAACGCUGACGUCAGACGUAGCUGUCGCGGCAGAAGCGACAAACGCGAAUGCUGCGAUUGAACCGUCUCAGCCUCAACCUGAGCCUCAGCAGCGGGAGGAGAAGGAGCAGGAGGGGCAGCAGCAGGAGCAGGCGGAGGCGCAGCAGCAGCAGGCGUUAGGUGGCGCGUGGCUGGGCGCGGCGCUGCUGGGCGCGGCGCCAGCUGGCGCGCUGGGAUUCGUGCUGCGAGGGGAGCGGGCGCAGCGGGAGGUGGUGGAGGGUGACCUGGCGAAGCUGUCCACGCAGCUCUCUCAGCGGCAGCAGCAGCUGGCAGCAGCACAGGCCGAGGCAGAGGCAGCAGCAGGAGCCGCCUCCGCAGCCAAGAAGGUCGCUGCCGACCUUGCUGCCGACCUGGAAGCUUCCAUGAAGGAGCGGGAGGCGCAGCAGCAAGAGCUGGUGAGUGGGCGGGUGAAGCUGCAGCAGAAGAUUGGAGAGGCGGUUACCGCAAAGGGUGAGGUGGCAAGGUUACAAGGAAGGGUGAGGGAGCUGGAGCAGCGUGGGAAGGAUGCGGCUGCUGAGCUGGAUGCCAAGUCAGCGCAGCUGAAGGAGAGUGCUGACAUGGAGGCCCGGCUGCGUGCUGAGCUGGCAGAUGCUCAAAGUGCACUGGCGAAGGUUGAGAGUGACGUGGCAGCCCUGCAGUCUGAGCUGGCAGGAGAGAAGAGCACGGUGCAGAAAAAAGAGGAGGAAAUUCAAUCUCUGCAUGCUGACGUGGAAUCUACCAAUGCCAGCCUGGCAGCCGCCCACGAGUCCCUCGAGUCGCUCCGAAACGAUCUGGCCUCUGCUAGGGAGGAAGUUUCCCAGAAGCAGCAGGCUGUAACCCAGCUGGAGCUCGACGCUGAGACCCUCAAAGGCGCCGUUCGGGCAGCUGAACGGGCAGCCGAAGAAGCCCGCAGCCAGCUUGCCGCCGCCCAGAAAUCCCUCGCGGAUGUCCAGCAGCUAGCGGACGAGGCGGAGGCCGGAAAGCGGGCGGCGGAAGACGCACUGGAGCGGGAGCAGCGGGCAGCAAGCGCCGCCGUCCAGGAGCUGCAGAUGCAUUUGGCAGCAUUAGGGCGGGAGAGGGAGGUGGUUGGGCGGCUGAAGAAGGGCGUAGAGGAGGCGGGCAGGGUGGUGGACGCGCUUCAGGGGGAGACUGACGCGCUCAGGGCGGAGCUGGGGGAGGUGCAGAGGCGGGAGAGGGAGGGGGAGGAGGCUCGGCAGGGACUGGAGUCCCAGCUCUCAUCGCUCUCCGCUGAGCUGGCGGCCGCACGGGACGAGGCUGCCAGGCUGGCGGCGGAGAAGGAGGCUGCUGACGUCAGCCGGGCGUCAGCGGAGCAGAAGGCGCAGGAGGUGCAGCAGCAGCUGGACAGCACGUUUGAUGAGGUUUCACGGCUCAAGGGGCAGGUGACUCAGAUGACUCGCGAGUUGGAAGCCGGUGAGAAGAAGUUUGAGGCGAUGCUGGAGGUGAGGGCAGAGGCAGCCAUGCUGGUGGAGGCCUUGGAGGACCAGGCUUAUGCCGAGGCCAAGGAGAACAAGAAGCUCAAGAAGAGAAAUGCUGAGCUGGAGGAGUCGAGCAAGGCGGCAGCAGCGGUGGCGGAGGAGCUGGAGACGGUGCGGGCUCAGCUGAACGCGCAAUUUGUUGAGAGAGUUAGCGACAGAAUGGCUUUGACUGGAAUCAAGGCUGUGAAGAAUCCUGUCCGUGUUGUUCUGCAACGGAUUGCACAAUUGAUGUUCGUCGUGAUUGGAAUUUCAGGAAUUCUUAUGAUCGCAAUGAUCCUCGCUUUCCAACAAAAGCCGAAUUUCGCUCCUGGAUGGUGUAUUAUCAUCCUCGGUGUCUUGACUGUUGGAGCUUCUGUUUUGGGAUUCGCGGGCUUCCUUAACUCUGGUUGCUUCAUCUGUCACUCAGCGAUUCUAUCUUUGGCAGCAGUCGGCUGUGGUGCAUUCACCUUGGCAUUGUUUGUUUCUAAGCCGGCCAUUGCAAGGACCAUCAACUCACGUCAGUGGAACGACGACAAGGUUUGGGAUUUCUUAACCAAGAUCCAGUGGGUCUUCUUAUCGGUCUUUAUUUUGGAGGUGUUGGCCCUCGUAGUCUCAGCAGUUACACACGCAUGCAUUCCCGUGGAAAUCUAUGAGAGCCUUGAGGAGCAACAGCGACAACGGGACGCAGAAAUGCAUAAGCUGAAGAAGACAGUGGAGCAGCAGAAAACGAGAACGGAGAACACGACGGCGGCAUCGCUUGCAAACAAGAUGCGGUCAAAAUAUGGAAAGUGGACAGAUGAAGACUUUGGUGAAGGCAGAUCUAUCUGGUAG
Molecule: messenger RNA, 2766 nt
Organism: Closterium sp. Yama58-4
Lineage: Eukaryota; Viridiplantae; Streptophyta; Zygnematophyceae; Desmidiales; Closteriaceae
Source: the annotation of a GenBank genome assembly